AGCAAAUCAGAGUGGGUUAGAACAAGCCCUUACCGUGUCUACAAGCAACUGAGAUUGGGAAAUCUUCCUUUAAUAGAUCACAGGUUAAUCAUUGACAGCUGACUCAGCACGGAAAAAUUUUGGGUCAUGUGGUUAUUCUUGGCUGUAUUUCUGGGCCUCUACUUCUUUCGUCGGUGGUACCGAGAGAGACAGACCAUAGAGAACCUGAGAAAGAAGUACGUCUUCAUCACCGGCUGUGACUCUGGAUUUGGAAGCCUGCUUGCCAAGGAGCUGGAUCUGAAGGGCAUGAGGGUCUUAGCAGGAUGUCUCACCCAGAAGGGGGCUGAGGAGCUGGAGAAGGCCACAUCUGAUCGCUUGAAGACCACCCUCCUGGAUGUGACCAGCACAGAGAGUGUCGCUGAGGCUGCUGAGUGGGUGAAAGGAUGCGUGGGGGACCAAGGGCUCUGGGGCUUGGUAAACAAUGCUGGUAUUGCUAUGCCAAUGACCCCCAAUGAAUGGCUUACUAAGGAGGACUUCGAAAAGAUCAUAAAUGUGAACCUGCUUGGGGUGAUUGAUGUGACACUGCACAUGCUGCCCUUGGUGAGAAAAGCCAGAGGGAGGGUAGUCAACAUUUCCAGUGUGUUGGGGAGAGUGGCCUUUUUUGGAGGAGGUUAUUGCCCAGCCAAGUUUGGUGUGGAAGCUUUCGCUGACAGCCUCAGGCGGGAACUCCAGCCUUUUGGAGUCCAAGUCAGCAUUGUUGAGCCUAGCGGCUUCAAUACGUGUGUUUUCAGCACGGUAGAAGAAAACAUGCAGAAUGUGUGGAGUCAGCUUUCUUCUAACAUCAAAGAAUCCUACGGACAGGAGUACUUUGUGAAAUAUUGCAGAAGAUUUCAAGAUAUGUUAAAGGGAUUCAGCUCUAACCUCUACAUGGUCACUGACUGCUUAGAGCAUGCUCUGCUCUCCUGCCACCCCCGCACGCGCUACUCUGUCGGCUGGGAUACGAAGCUCUUCUACAUUCCUCUCUCUUACUUACCCACCUCAAUAGCAGACUAUCUGCUAAGCAGUUUGAAGCCUGAACCAGCACAGGCAAUGUAGAUUAUGUUAUGGAAGUAGUAUUACCAUCCAAACAAGCCAGUAGAAUGUAACUAUGACAUAAUAGCGAUUGUAACACUGAAUAUCCUAAUUGAAUCAACACUGAAUAUCCUAAUUGAAUAUCCUAAUUGAAUCAUUUAAUACAUAAGUAUGAUUUUUAUUUUGCUUUAAGCUUUGUUU
Molecule: messenger RNA, 1251 nt
Organism: Sphaerodactylus townsendi
Lineage: Eukaryota; Metazoa; Chordata; Lepidosauria; Squamata; Sphaerodactylidae
Product: retinol dehydrogenase 16-like
Exons: 5
Coding region: 127-1074 (315 amino acids)
Source: RefSeq, a predicted model, not a curated record